Messenger RNA from Naegleria gruberi, 1383 nucleotides. RefSeq lists its product as uncharacterized. Lineage: Eukaryota; Heterolobosea; Eutetramitea; Acrasida; Naegleriidae. The transcript is spliced from 3 exons. The coding region runs from base 1 to 1383 and encodes 460 amino acids. Gene Ontology annotation, molecular function: pyridoxal phosphate binding; L-kynurenine:2-oxoglutarate transaminase activity. Gene Ontology annotation, cellular component: mitochondrion; cytoplasm. Gene Ontology annotation, biological process: biosynthetic process. The record is from RefSeq and is a predicted model, not a curated record.
AUGCAACAAGCUGGAAAGGGAAUUUUUCAUCAAAUUUUAAAAAAACAAUUUGCCUCUCAUCAUCUCGAUCAAAUCAUCAUCGGAGGAGAAGGAGGCCUGAGAUGUUUUUCAUCAUGUCUCAACAAAACAUCAGCAAAGGCUAAAAUUUCCAAAAGAGCCACAGCCUUGGAAGAAUCCAUCUGGUCAACAUACACUCCACUAGCUAUUCAAACACAAAGUAUUAAUUUGGCUCAAGGUUUUCCUGAUUGGCCAGUUGAUGAUUUUGUUACACAAGCUUUUGCUAAUCAAGCUUCUCAACCUUGUCAUCAAUAUGCCAAAGCUCAUGGUGAUCCAGUGUUGAUUAAUGCUUUGCAAAGAUUGUACAAUGAUAGAUCAUUGUCUGGAUUUGAAUAUGGAAAGUAUAGUCCUGAUGAAAUUUUGGUUACAAAUGGUGCUUCCGAUGCUCUUUAUAUUGCAAUCAUGUCAAUUACAAAUCCAGGAGAUGAGGUUAUUAUUAUUGAACCAUUCUAUGAUGCUUACAAGUCUGCUGUUGAAUUGGCUGGUGCUAAACCAGUUUAUAUUCCAUUGAGAGCUCCAGAAAAGGUAGGUGAAAUAGUUUCUCAAGAGUGGAAAUUGGAUUUGGAUGAAUUACGUUCCAAGAUUACAAAGAAGACAAGAGCUAUCAUUCUCAAUACUCCACACAAUCCAACUGGUAAAGUUUUUGAUAGAAAGGAAUUGGAAGAACUCUCACAAGUUGUUCUCCAACAUAAGAAUCUCUAUGUUCUCAGUGAUGAAGUUUAUGAAUUUUUGACAUUUAACAGACCAUAUUGUGAAAGAAUUUCUAAUAUUGACGGAAUGUUUGAUAGAACUCUUACCAUUAGUUCAGUUGGUAAGACAUUCUCAGUUACUGGUUGGAAGAUUGGUUGGAUUUUGGGUAGUAAAAAACUCAUGGAUGCUUGUUACCUUGUCAACCAAUAUAUCAAGUUCUGUAUUUCAACACCACUCCAAAGAUCCACAGCUGAAUGUAUUAAUCAUGCCAUUGAUAAUGAUUAUUUCAAUGUUGUUAGAAAUAGAUUGAGAGAAAGACGUGACUUGCUUUCAAACAUGUUAAUUGCCAACAAUCUCAAACCACUCACACCUGAAGGAGGUUAUUUCUUAAUGACUGAUGUUUCGAAUGUUAAAUUCCCAUACGAUCCAAAUAAUACUGAUACUAAGGAUGUCCAAUUCUGUAAAUGGUUGCCCCAAUCUGAUGUUAGAUUGGCUGCUAUUCCACCAUCUGCUUUCUAUGGACCUGAAGACAAGCACUUGGCUAAGGAAUAUGCUAGAUUCUGUUUCUGUAAGAAGGAAGAUACUAUUUUGUCUGCUGAAAAGCGUUUUGAAGUUCUCAAGAAUUAUACUUUAUAA